Molecule: messenger RNA, 1528 nt
Organism: Gossypium arboreum
Lineage: Eukaryota; Viridiplantae; Streptophyta; Magnoliopsida; Malvales; Malvaceae
Product: ubiquinone biosynthesis O-methyltransferase, mitochondrial
Exons: 11
Coding region: 327-1235 (302 amino acids)
Biological process (GO): ubiquinone biosynthetic process
Molecular function (GO): 2-methoxy-6-polyprenyl-1,4-benzoquinol methyltransferase activity
Source: RefSeq, a predicted model, not a curated record
AAAAGACUUAUUAUCAGUAAUUUAGGCCAAAAAUAACGAUGGAAAAUUAUUUUUUAUUGAAUUUUUAGUUCAUUUUAUUUUAGGGAAUAGAAGAGGAAAAAAGGGUUUUCUCCCUUCUAAAAAAUUCCGUUCUCCCCAAGCUGAAGCAAUUCGUGAAGGUUUGUCGAAAUCAAAGCUAGCAACUAGUCAGAACCCAAAGAAAUCGAAGAUUGUUGAUAUGUAUCAAGAUUCAACUUAGUUUGAAAUUAUAGAGGCAAGUCCUUUUGUCAAUUGAAGAAGAAGACGGAAGAAUAGUGAGCAGAAUCUGAAAGAUACCUAUUUUUGUAAUGGCUUCUUCAAUGUUCCUAGCCCAACGUCGGUGGUUCCAUUCCCUUCCAAGAAACCUUUCCAAUGCUCGGUUCUUCUCUGCUUUACCUUCUCAACACCCUGUUUCUGUUUCUGGACCUCAAAACAAUGUUGGCCCCAAAUCUAACAAGUUCGAAAAGGCUUCUUCAGCUCCCUCUUCGUUGAAGGAACCUGAACUCGCCAAGUUCUCUGCAAUUGCCGAUACUUGGUGGGAUUCUGAAGGACCAUUUAAACCAUUGCAUAAAAUGAAUCCUACCAGGCUCGCUUUUUUACGCUCAACUCUUUGUCGACAUUUCCGAAAGGAUCCUCUCUCUGCUAGGCCCUUUGAAGGACUAAGGUUUAUUGAUGUCGGUUGCGGUGGUGGUAUUCUGUCAGAGCCGCUGACUCGAAUGGGAGCAACUGUCACUGGAAUUGAUGCAAUAGAGAAAAACAUCAAGAUUGCCCGUCUUCAUGCUAAUUUGGAUCCAACAACUUCAACUAUUGAAUACUGUUGUACAACAGCAGAAAAGCUGGUUGAAGAGCAGAGAAAGUUUGAUGCAGUGAUUGCUUUAGAGGUGAUUGAGCACGUAGCAGAUGCUGCUGAAUUCUGCAAGUCUCUCUCAGCAUUAACUGCUCAUGAAGGAGCUACUGUUGUUUCAACAAUUAACCGCUCUAUGAGAUCAUAUGCAACUGCCAUUGUUGCAGCAGAGUACCUGCUACAGUGGCUACCUAAAGGUACACAUCAAUGGUCGAGUUUCCUGACCCCAGAAGAACUCACUAUGAUUCUAAAACGUGCAGGGGUUGAUGUGAAAGAGAUGGCGGGAUUUGUGUACAACCCUUUAACAGGGAGAUGGUCACUAUCGGAUGAUAUUAGUGUAAAUUUUAUUGCUUAUGGUACUAAAGAAAAGUAAUGAAUAGGGUUGUUAAGGUGUGCCAGACUGUGGAACAACGUAGCGCCGCAAAUUCGUUUUGAGUGAGCCUCAUUUGAUGAGGCACACUUCUAGUGCGUCCACUCGCCCUUUUUGAAUCAUGGUAUGCGCAUAAUGAAGUUUUUUUAUUUUUUUAAUUAAAUCACAUGGUUGAAGUUCUCUAAUGUAUCUUUAUUUUUUGAUUUGUUGUAUUGUCAAACUUCCUAUUUUGUUUGUAAUGUUGGAGUAUUUAUCAAUAAACAUGCGACUAUAAGGAAAUAAUCAAAUAUUCGAAA